Myxocyprinus asiaticus (Chinese sucker) is the source of this 4088-nucleotide messenger RNA. Its product is annotated as zinc finger protein 586. The record is from RefSeq and is a predicted model, not a curated record. The transcript has 4 exons. NCBI's taxonomy places the organism in Eukaryota, Metazoa, Chordata, Actinopteri, Cypriniformes, Catostomidae. The coding region runs from base 244 to 1815 and encodes 523 amino acids.
ACCGGGAAAGUGGCACAUUUCACACAGUAUUGAUUUGAGCCUUACAUUAGCCCUUCGUACAAAAACAGUUUUCGCAUUUGCGGUAAUUAAACCACAAGCUUCCUUCCGGCUCAUUAUUAAUAUAGAUGUUAGUUGAGCAGUUAUGGAAAAUCGGGAAUUGUCACAGCUUCGUAGUUGCAUAAUUGAACAGUAGACCCUGGAGCGAAGGUGUUGUGAAAUGCGCGUCGAAGACUUAUAGUUGCCAUGUCUUCGGAGUUCACCCUCGAUAUCCAGCUGACAGAGUUGGGUUUUCCAUGCUGGAAUUUCCCUCUCGGUGAGCCACAGAGUGUUAAGGAAACAUUUUUGCCAACGCAGAAUGGCACUGAAAAGUCAUCACCUGAGACUGAAACACUUGCAAACUGUCAUGAGGAUGCCUGCGUUGUACCAAGUGCAUCUCAUGACGAAAGCUUUCUGCAGGACCAUCAAUAUUCCUCUCCCAUCAAACAUAGCUCUACAAUUAACACUCAGAGCGAUUCAAAAAUAAUCACCACAGAAAACAGGGAUAAAAACAUUUGCAAUCAGUGGACCAAAAACAAAAGUUGUAGGGCAGAACUGAAAAACAAUGACAAAGAGCAAAGCAGAGAAGAGGAAAAGAAAAAUGAGAAGGAACAGAGAGAUUCAGAGGUGAGUGAGGAAGCUGUCAGUCUUGUUAUGGAUGACGAUAUGUCUGGUGAAGAAAUAACAGAUGAAGAUGCAGAAUUUGAUCUGACUGAGGAUGAGGAUGAGGAGGAGGUGGUGGUGGUGGAAGAAGAAGAAGAUGAUGAUGGUUCUUGUUCAGAGGAGAAUGGAUCUGGUGAGAAUGAAGAACAUAACUGCCAUGUGUGUGAUCUUACCUUGACCUCUCUAUUCUUACUUCGAGAACACUUAAAUAUGCACACAGGUGUUCGCCCCUACCGCUGUGAUGAAUGUGGCAAGCAGUUCUGUCAAUUAGUCAACUACCGUACACACCUACGUUCCCACUCGCAAAAGGCUUCCAUUCACUGUCGUGUUUGCUCAACUAACUUUGAGACAGAGGAACAGCUCCAGAAGCACUUGGACACUAAUCAUUUUGAGAACGAGUUCUAUCAAUGUGAUUUCUGCAAGCAGAUUUUCACUAACCUAGAGGUGUGCAAGGAUCAUGUAGAAACACACAGGCAACAGGCAAAACGACAUUUGUGCCUCAAAUGUGGCUCAAGUUUCCGCCAUCGCAAAUCCCUGCUCCGUCACCUGGAAUGGCACAGCAGAGGUGGCUUUUCCUGCACUGACUGUGACCAGAUGUUCUUCAGCAAGGCUGCCCUAUUACGCCACAGUUUCUCUCACGCAGGUGUUUUGCCUUAUACGUGUCUAAAGUGCAAACGGCAUUUCCGCUUACCCUCUCUCUACCACAAUCACGAAUGUAAGCCAGAGCACAUCCAGUGCAUGGCUUGUUUGGUGUUCUUUCAGAGUCAAGAGGACUUUGAAAGGCAUAAGAAGGACACAGGAUGCUGGGGCCAUCAAGGGACCUUGCCUACGAAGACUGAUGAGAUCCGUUGCUUGGAGUGUGGCCAAAUCUUUGCGAGCAUUGAAGAAUUGAAGAAGCAUGGGAGCACUCAUCAGAGGGUCCUGAAAUGUGCUGAAUGUGGGAUGGGUUUCCGCUCAGCACUCAUGCUUAUGUCACACAUGGGGGGGCAUGCAGGACAGCGGCCAUGUCUCUGCAAAGACUGUGGCCUUGGCUUCCCACAUCAACAGGGGUAUGACAGCCACCUCAAAACGUGUGGACUGGUGACUCCACCAGUGGCUGCUGCAAAGAAAUCUUGACUGAAAGAAUCCCCCUCUUCACAAAGAAUGAUACCAAUUGCUCCUAACAUAUUCUUACAAACUGUUGCUCAGGGCUCAAACCCUGCAACUUUCUCACAUAGCAUGACGGACCAAAAUAAGCCUACUGAUGGUGUAUGGAAGCUUACUUUAAAUAAAGAGCCUCCUCCAGGUAUGCCUUUAGUCAUGCUUUUGCCAGUUCCCGCUACCAGCUCACCCACCUCAGAUCCUACAAAGAGCUCCCAAAACUUUUUACCUUCCUCUCUAGUCUUAGAAACACCCUCGUCUGCUUCACGAAUCAUUUCCAUGCCAGUUAUCCCACCCAGCCCUGUUAAUAGUACAGAAACUAGUAACAACAUUGUGGAACAAUCCAGAACCAACAUUCCCUCAAAUAUACUGAUACCAAUGGUAAAUGAUGACAGUUCUUCUAAAGAAGAGGUGGACCAUCAUCGAAGAUAAGAGCUCCGUUGUCUUUGGUACGGAAAAUUUAUCAAAAGUAGGUGAACAAGCUUCAGGUGAGGUGGAGCUGAAUCAGGGACUGAACGUUACCAGACAUUUAGAGGCAGAGAAUGAGCAAAAAUGUCAAUCAAAAGCAAAACCUAAUGCACUAAAUGAUGAAAAAGUGAGUUUAUCUGAUGCUGCAUCUCUCCAUCCCAUGGCAGGGCUAGAAAGUACUGUCCCUUUAAAGAUAAAAGCAGAGUCUUUGGUAACAGGCUCUUAUAGUCCUGUCCCUGGUUCUUCAGAAAUUACCAUAGAAAAAGAUCAGAUCAAAAAGGCUGAAGAUGUCGCAUCAUUUGACAGGAUAUGUGUGAAGUCAGAAAUGGAAAUGAGCUCUAGUGGGGCCAAAUCAGAAAAUUUCCUGCAGGGGGGAAACGCAUGUGCUUUAUAUGUAGAUGUUGAUAUUAAUGACGAAAUGGACUCAAGCAGCAUGGAGGUGGAGAUUGCUGAUGAAGACAGUGGAGUGGAUAUGUUGGAAGGUGAGCUUCAUGAGUGUGUGACUUGUGGAAAAGUCCUUCCUGAAAAGGAUAUGGUCCAACACUACAUGACGCAUGCAGCGGUCACUGACAGUCCCAGGCGCUCUCCUAUUAAAUGUGCCUCUGACUCCACAGACCAUUGUCUGUCCACAACCCCUCCAUGUAGCCCAUCAAGGAAAAGACAAAAAUCUAACACAGAUCUGUGAUGUUUUGUUCAAGUGUGGUAAUGCAAACUCGAUUAAUCUUUAGUUUACUGCUAAAGGAAGUCAAACAGAUUCUUAGUUAACAGGCUGACAUUGCAUUUAUCUUUUCUUUAUAAUUUUUGCUAUUAUCAUUAUUGAUUUGUUGAGUAACAUUUGCACCACUUUUUGCCUACCUAUUCGUCUAUUUAGAAAUGUAUUCUUGAAAAAUAGUAAAUGGAAUUGUGGAACAGAUUGCUGUAUGCUAAAGCCAAGUGUGUUUGCACUUUUUUCACAGUAUCUUAUUACAUUUCUUCUUUGUCUGUAUGUCAGCAUGUACGAUACAAUAAAUGUAAAUUGGGACAUUGGGAAAAGGCUUUCUUUUGUUACUCAUUUAAAAAUAAUACAUUAAAAAAUUACUUGUGUGAAAAUUGACCAAUUAAUUUAAUUGUGUGAUAACUUGGUGACAUGGUUUUCCUUGUACACAGCAAACCAAAUUAGUUGAGGUGCACCUGCUGUGGCUAAAAUAUCAAGCCAGUAGCAGCAGAGUUUAAGGAUGGGGAAUGAUCACUGUUUUAAGAAAGGAAUUUCAUGGUAAAUGUUCUUGUGUUGUGUUUAGGCAGUGUUGGAUCAGCAUUGUAAUUCUGCCCUGCCUUAACUGACUGUGACUCUGUACUAUAUCCUCUACCCUCACUUUCUUAGUUGCUGAGUAUGCUGUAAUAGCUGAAACUUGUCAUUCAUGGAACUGAUGCAUAUUUAAAAAGAUUCCAUUAUAGCGAUUUGUUUUAAUUGUGCCCAGGCUGAAUUGACGAUGGAGCAGAUGCAGGCCUUUCUGUUGCUCAGAAGGGAAAGAAAAUGUUUUAUUCCUCUGUCAAAAAAGGUUAAUAUUAAGCUAAUACUAUAGGCCACAUAGUGGCAGAAAAUCAAGUAAAUCCACUGCAAAAUCAGUAAAUGUAUAGAAGGUAUAUUAUACUUCUGUAUUUCAGAGAUGUUGGGAAUUAUGUGGUACAAUGUGGUUUUACUUUACUUAAAUGUAGAAUAAUUUGCUCACAGAUCUGUUGCAUUGUACUUUGGUCUCUUCCAAGAUUUUGUAAUGUGUAUAUAAAUUAACAUGCUAAUAUCA